Molecule: messenger RNA, 2150 nt
Organism: Sesamum indicum (sesame)
Lineage: Eukaryota; Viridiplantae; Streptophyta; Magnoliopsida; Lamiales; Pedaliaceae
Gene: EIR1
Product: Auxin efflux carrier family protein
Biological process (GO): auxin export across the plasma membrane; auxin polar transport
Cellular component (GO): plasma membrane; endoplasmic reticulum
Molecular function (GO): auxin efflux transmembrane transporter activity
Source: RefSeq, a predicted model, not a curated record
ACCAACGCCAUAUUCAACCUUUUCCCUCUCUCACUUCCAUGUGAUUAGGAACUCUGCUUGUCCUUCACUCCCCAGCUCUUCCCAAUAUUUUACUUCCUUCCCCCCCUCUCAACUUUCCUCCUAUUCCCUCUUCGUUUGCUCUCCCAACUUUCCCUCAAACUCUCAGCUGUCUGAAACGAUGAUUACUGGAAAGGACAUCUACGAUGUUCUUGCUGCAAUCAUCCCACUCUACGUUGCCAUGAUUCUUGCCUAUGGCUCAGUGAGGUGGUGGAAGAUUUUCACCCCUGAUCAGUGUUCCGGGAUCAACCGUUUCGUCGCUGUUUUCGCAGUCCCGUUGCUAGGCUUCCACUUCAUUUCCACCAACGACAUAUACGCCAUGAACUACCAUUUCUUGGCUGCCGAUUCUCUGCAAAAAGUUGUGAUUCUUGCAGCCCUUUUCCUCUGGCAGGCUUUCAGCAAGAAUGGCAGCUUGGAGUGGAUGAUCACUCUCUUUUCUCUCUCUACUCUCCCCAACACUCUUGUCAUGGGAAUCCCACUGCUCAGGGCCAUGUAUGGGGACUUCUCAGGCAAUCUGAUGGUGCAAAUUGUGGUUAUGCAAAGUGUCAUUUGGUACACUCUCAUGCUGUUCAUGUUUGAGUACAGGGGAGCAAAGCUGCUGAUUACUGAUCAGUUCCCUGAGACUGCUGGCUCCAUCACUUCAUUCAAGGUGGAGUCUGAUGUGAUUUCCCUCAAUGGCCGGGAGCCGUUGCAGGCCGACGCAGAGAUUGGGGAUGACGGUAAGCUACACGUUGUAGUUAAGCGGUCGACGUCUGCCUCCAUGAUAUCUUCCUACAACAAGGGCCUGCAUUCUAGUGCCAUGACUCCAAGGGCGUCCAAUUUGACCGGUGUCGAGAUUUACUCUGUUCAGUCAUCCCGGGAGCCUACUCCACGUGCAUCGAGCUUCAAUCAGACAGAUUUCUACGCCAUGUUUGCUAGCAAGGCUGCUAGCCCGAAGCAUGGCUACACAAACAGCUUUGGAGGGGACGUAUUCUCGUUGCAGUCAUCGAAAGGGGCUACUCCAAGAACGUCGAAUUUCGAUGAGGAAAUGAUGAAGAUGGCCAAGAAGAGGACGGCUCAAGGGAGGAGUAUGAGUGGUGAGCUUUUCAAUGGAGGGAUGCCGCCUUCCUAUCCACCUCCGAAUCCGAUGUUCUCCGGUCCUAGGAGGAAGGAAAGUGGCAGCAGCAACAACAAUAGUAGUGCUAAUCCAAACAAGGAGCUUCACAUGUUUGUUUGGAGUUCUAGUGCUUCUCCUGUCUCUGAGGCAAACAUGAGAAACGCUGUCAACAAGGCUGCUUCGGCUGAUUUCGCAAACAUCGAUGCUGCUAAAGCUGUUUUCCAACAAGAUCAUGCUGCUGCAUCAAGAGAAAACGAUAGCCCGGCUAGAAAAACAAACGGAGACAGCAAGGAGAUCGAAAUCGAGGAUGCUGCCAAGUUUCCCCCCAAUGCUUCCCCAUAUUCUUGUCAGAAGAAAAUGGAUCCAGAGGAAGGAGGAACAAUGGACAAAAAGACACAAAUGCCCCCUGCAAGUGUUAUGACCAGGCUUAUACUCAUCAUGGUCUGGAGGAAACUCAUCAGAAAUCCCAAUACUUAUUCAAGUCUUCUAGGCCUAAUUUGGUCUCUCAUUUCAUUCAGGUGGAACAUUCAGAUGCCAUCAAUCGUUAAAGGGUCGAUAUCGAUUUUGUCCGAUGCAGGUCUCGGCAUGGCCAUGUUCAGUCUAGGUUUGUUCAUGGCUUUGCAGCCAAAGAUCAUUGCUUGCGGAAAGUCAGUAGCCACAUUUUCGAUGGCCGUUAGGUUCUUGACAGGGCCUGCUGUCAUUGCCGCGACGUCCAUCGCCAUCGGCCUCCGAGGAGUUCUUCUCCACGUAGCAAUAGUUCAGGCGGCUCUUCCACAGGGAAUUGUCCCCUUCGUGUUUGCUAAAGAAUACAACGUCCAUCCAGACAUACUAAGCACUGCGGUUAUUUUUGGAAUGCUGGUAGCUUUGCCCAUUACAAUUCUAUACUAUGUGCUUCUUGGGGUUUAGGUUCUGUUUGGAUGAUGAAUCCAAGAAAGGGAUAAAGAAAUGAAGAUGGAUGCAUGCAUGCAUGCAGGAAAUUAAUUAUUUUUCCAUUGGA